Dovyalis caffra is the source of this 264-nucleotide messenger RNA. The record is from the annotation of a GenBank genome assembly. Lineage: Eukaryota; Viridiplantae; Streptophyta; Magnoliopsida; Malpighiales; Salicaceae.
AUGAGGUUGUGUCGAGGUGCGCGAGCCGUGCUAUAUGUGAUCGUGAUGGCUUACAAUGGUAUGAUGCUAGGAGGAGCUUUUGCAUGGAGGCUUAAAGGCUAUGGGGUAUAUGUGGGUGCACGAGGAGGCUUGUGGCGAGCCCGUGAGUGUGAGUAUGUACUAUCGGCUCGGGCAUUUGUGAGGAUGAGCGCAUGUGAGGAGGUUGGGCUAUUAUGGGAGGAGCUAGAGCACGAGGGACCGGGCGAAGAGUCGUGGGUAAGGUGA